Molecule: messenger RNA, 2193 nt
Organism: Phoenix dactylifera (date palm)
Lineage: Eukaryota; Viridiplantae; Streptophyta; Magnoliopsida; Arecales; Arecaceae
Source: RefSeq, a predicted model, not a curated record
CACCGUCCUCUCUUUAAAACCGGCAAGACUUGGCCCUCUUCUCAAUCGCCGCUAUCGACAUUCCCUCUGUGAUCUUUGCGUCUGCAAGAAAAGUGGAAACAAACCUUCGUGCUUUUCUCUCCUUCUCUCUCCGGUCUCCUUCUUUUAUUGAGAGCCCCAGCCCCCUGUCCCAGCACCAACCCCCGGGAGUGGAAACCAGAGGAGCAGCACCUCUCCCUACCUCCCUCCCUCCGCGGGAUGUCAUUAUUUUUGUCAACAACCGGCAAAACCCCAACUGGAAUCGUGCCCGCCGUCUCCUUCCCUUCCUAUUUCUAGCAAACACCUUCCCCUCAAAGCACCUCCAUACCCGGACCGUCACCAACAAGCUCUAUUGUUUCCCUGUAUGGAGAAAAACCCCGAGGACCCGGAGUUUUGGCUCCCUUCCGACUUCCUUUGCGACGAUUUCUUCCUCGAUGGAGGAGAGAAGAGCAACAGGGAGGCGGAAGCAGCUGGGAACGUCGAUUCCUGCUUUCCCGGCGAGAUCACGUUCGGAUUCGGCUCCGAUCCGGCCUCGCCGGUGGAGUCGGUGACCGGAACCGAGAGCGAUGAGGAGGACUACAUCGCCGGGCUGACUCAAAAGAUGACUCGUUCCUUUCUCCAGGACGAUGAGAAGGGGACCUCUACUCUCCCCCGUCACGGCAGCAAGAUACGUGUGACGGCCGGUUCUCCUCAGUCGACGCUGAGCCCGUGGUUGGCCUCCGGGAGGGGGAGUCCCAGCGGCCCUUCGCUGGUAUCGUCGCCGCCGUCGUCGCCGCUGGAGGAGCGCACGGACGAUCCGUGGGAUAUGCUAUACGAAGCCGCGGGACAGGUGAUGCGACUCCGGUUAAACGAGCAGAGCGUUUAUGGCCGCGGACUCUUGGGACCACCUAGGAUGCCUUCGCCGCCGAUUUGUGCCCCUUCCAAGAACACCAAUCCCAGCGUGAACGCUAACCCGGGUUAUCAUCGCACUCCAGUACUCACACCGCAGCAGCUGCAGGAGGUUCAGUUUUAUCAUUUGCAGAAGCAGCAAUUAAUGAAGCAGCAGCAUUCUGCCGACCGUUUGGUUUGGCAGCUCAGAGCGAAGGGGAGCAGCGGCGGCGGUGUUUAUGGCGGGGAUGGGCGGUGUGGCGGUCGACCUCUCGGUUUGCCGUCUUCCGCGUGGCCGCCUCUCCAGAAGCAGCAACAGCAGCAGCAGCAGCAGCCUGGUUCCGGGAUGCGAGCUGUUUUCCUCACCGGAUCUGGUGCCAGAAGGGAGUCCGCCGGCACCGGCGUGUUCUUGCCUCGGAGGGUCGGAACUCCAACCGUGUCCCGCAAGAAGCCUGGUUGUUCUACUGUGCUUCUUCCGGAUAGAGUGGUGCAGGCACUCAACUUGAACCGGGUAGAAUUGGGAGCCCAGCAACGCUACCCUGGUGGCUUUGUUCUCGAUCACGAUGCACCGGUUGGCCGGAGCAGCUCCGGGCUCUCCCAUCAGAAGCGGAACCACCUGCGUCCUCAGCCAGCGGCCGUUACAAGCCAAGACAUCCGCCUACCUCCGGAAUGGACUUAUUAGCCCCUCGCCACUGACCUCUUGUUUGUUACUGGUAGCAAGUUGUGUCGCUGUAGGUAUGAGUUAGUGAGUUGAGCUAAAUCAAAGGGAGAAAAAAAAAAUAAAAUAAAGAACCAGCAGUAGGUGUUGUUAUUAGUGGACCUAGAAUUAUAAUAUAUUGCAUUUUUGGAUGGCGGAAGUGCUGGAUGGGCGGAAGUGCAUGUUGUUUUGCUUCGGUGCCGGAAAUAGUGGGACAGGAGGGAAGAAUAAGUCCGCAGUGUUUUCCGCUGUUUUGCAGAAGGAAAUUCGCAAGUGGGCACUUAUCAAAUAAGUGAAUCAGUUCUUUGUUGUUUACUCUACAAACCCACCUAAUUCUCUCCUUUGCAGCCUCUUAAACUUGCAGAAAAACUGGGAAGCGUCUUGGGCUUGAGUAAUAAUAAUAAGCAAAGCGUGUAUCUGGUUGCCUUGGGUAUAUUUUCUCUUGUAAAUUUUUCGUAUGGCAAUGAUUUGUUAGGAGUUGGUAGGAAGAUAGGAUGACAAUGAUUUGUUGCAUGCUUUGUCAAACCUUCAUGUAUUAAGUAAAAGAAUGUGGUUUAAUAGUAUGCGCUGUGUCAGGUGUUUGUUUAAACCACUCUGCGCUGUGUUAUUUC